AUGCUCAGGCAUGGCGUCCGACGCUGCGCCGGACCACAUCUACCUAGAAGGGGAUAUGCAUCGGUGACGGAUCUGGAGGCGUACCCUAAGUCUGGAGAAAGCAUCCACGGCUUCACACUGAAACAGAUCAAACAUGUUCCGGAGCUACACUUGACAGCGUUGCGGUUGGAGCAUGACAAGACUGGGGCAGAGUAUCUGCAUGUGGCGCGAGACGACAAGAACAAUGUCUUUGCCAUCAAUUUCAAGACGAAUCCUACCGAUCGCACAGGCUUGCCACACAUUCUUGAGCAUGUCACGCUAUGUGGGAGCCAGAAAUACCCUGUCCGGGAUCCGUUCUUCAAGAUGAUGCCCCGAUCUCUGGCAAACUUUAUGAACGCAUUUACGUCCUCCGACUAUACUUCAUACCCCUUCGCGACGACGAACCUCCAGGAUUUCCGCAACCUUUCCUCAGUCUACCUCGAUGCGACCCUGCACCCGCUCCUGAAGCGCUCGGAUUUCUUGCAGGAAGGAUGGCGGCUUGGUCCUGAGGAUCCUCGAGAGCCGGCGACAGAAGAUAAUGUGAAGUUCAAAGGGGUUGUUUACAACGAAAUGAAGGGUCAGAUGUCGGAUGCGAGCUACCUCUUCUAUAUCAGAUUCAGAGAACAUCUCUUUCCCUCGCUUCAUAAUUCAGGUGGGGAUCCCGAAGUCAUGACCCAACUCACCCAUGAACAACUGGUCGAUUUCUCCCGGACGCACUAUCAUCCCAGCAAUGCCAAGAUAUUCUCCUACGGCAGCCUCAGUCUGCCCGAGCACCUUCAGCAUGUCGAUGAAGCCAUAUCCCAAUUCGAGAAGGCAGCCCCGGACUCUGAUAUCAAGACGCCCAUCAGCUUUUCCGAUGGGCCACUGUCUUUCGAGGUUUCGGGCCCUGUCGAUACAAUGCAGCCUCCUGAUCGGCAACUCAAGUCUUCAAUCACCUGGAUGGGCUGUUCUUCAGCAGACAUUGUAGAGACGUUCUCUGUCAGCAUAAUGUUGUCCUUGCUCAUGAAUGGCUACGGCUCGCCUCUAUACCAAGGGUUGAUUGAGUCAGGGUUGGGGACAACUUUCAGUCCAAAUUCUGGCUAUGAUAGCUCUGCAGCAGUGGGAGUCUUCUCAGUCGGCCUGGAUGGCAUGCAGGCUGAAGAUGUUGCUGGCCUGAAAGAGACUAUCCAGACGAUAUUGCGAGAGAAGGCUCACGAAGCUUUUCAACAACACAAAAUCGACGGCUACAUGCAUCAACUAGAACUUACCCUGAAGCACAAGACUGCCAAUUUCGGCAUGGGUCUCCUGGAAAAGAGUCUCGCAGGGUGGUUCAAUGGCGUCAAUCCCAUGGACAGUCUGGCAUGGAAUCAGAUCAUCGACACCUUCAAGCAACGAAUGACCGAGGAGAAGUAUCUUGAACGACUGGUCGAGAAGUACCUAUUGAACGACAACUGCAUGCAGUUUACCAUGAAACCAGACGACACGUAUGGCGCCGCUCUCGAAAGCCGGGAAGAAGAGCGAAGAAAGAACAUUCUUGCGGACAUCAAGAGGUCCGCCAGCUCGCCGGAAGCGUCUCUUUCCGAACUUGGCCAGCAAGAACUUGAGCUUCUUGAAGAGCAAGAAUCAGCUCAACAUAAGAACUUGGAUACCCUUCCAACCCUCCGAGUCAGUGACAUCGUCCGGGAGAAAGAGAGGAAGCCGAGGUACCACUCUAAAAUCGGCGAUGUGGACGUCUUGUGGCGAGAGACAGAGACGAACGGCAUUACAUACUUCCAAGCCAAACAUUUGCUUACGGACUUGCCGGAGGAGCUGAGACUUUUGAUGCCUUUGUUCACUGACUCGCUCAUGCGACUGGGCACUAAAACAAAGUCAGUGGGAGACCUCGAGGCUGAGAUACUGCUGAGGACAGGUGGUAUAUCUGUCUCAUCAUUUGUUGCGCCGGAGCCUUGGAGCUUGGAUAAUUAUCACGAAGGCGUCCUUCUUGAUGGCUAUGCCCUAGACAGGAAUGUCCCUGCUAUGUUCGACCUUAUGUGGACCCUCCUCACAGAGAUUGAUUUCUCCAGCCCCAAGGCUGUCGCUGCAAUCCGUGAGCUGCUGGAAGCCAGAGCCUCGGGCGCUCUUGAUACUGUUGCAGAGAGUGGGCAUCACUUUGCUAUCACAAGUGCUUCGGCCGCCUUGACACAAAGAGGAAGACUACAAGAUCAGCUCUCCGGUCUAUCUCAGAUUGAGUCCACAGCGAAGAUACUGGAUGCAGCUCGGCGUGACCCUCAGAGCCUUGAGCAGGUCAUCCAGAAGCUCAAGACUAUCCAGUCAAUAGCAGUCGCCAAUUCUUCGAAACUGUCGAUGCGCAUCGUCUGCGAGCCCAGUUCGGUCAAGACGAACCAGGGCCUCAUUGAGGGCUUUCUAGCGCAAUUGCCGCAGAACAAUUCCUCGGCCGCAAACUCUACAUCUUCCAAUGCGGUCGCAGGUUCUUCACUUUCGAGGCGAGCAUUCUUCAGCCUGCCUUUCCAGGUCUCUUACACCGGAACCUGUUUGCAAACCGCACCAUACAGCUCACCGGACAAAGCACCGCUCACCGUGCUUGGUCAGCUCCUGGUUCACAAUUUCAUGCAUCCCGAAAUCAGAGAGAAGGGUGGUGCUUAUGGUGCGUCAGCUAGCGCUAGUCCCAUUAGUGGCCUGUUCACCAUGUCUUCAUACCGAGAUCCCAACCCUCGGAACUCCCUGAGUGUCUUCAAUCGAGCCGGGCUAUAUGCUCGGGACAAGGACUGGAGCGCUCGAGAACUAGAAGAAAGCAAGCUCAGCAUCUUCCAGGGCAUUGAUGCUCCUCGGAGCGUCAGCAGUGAAGCGAGCAAAGAGUUCAUGUAUGGCAUCACCGAAGAGAUGGACCAGCAAAUGAGGGAGCGCUUACUCGGAGUGACGAAAGACGAUGUCCAGAGAGUUGCCCAGCAGUACCUCGUCGACCUUCCAUCUGAUCAGAAAUCUGUGUGCGUGCUUGGAGAAAAGAAGGACUGGGUCGAGCAGGACCAGGAGCAGUGGCAAGUGAAGAGUCUCAACAUGUCAGCAGAGAGCUAG
Cladophialophora yegresii CBS 114405 is the source of this 3069-nucleotide messenger RNA. RefSeq lists its product as uncharacterized. The transcript has a single exon. Gene Ontology annotation, cellular component: mitochondrial matrix. Gene Ontology annotation, biological process: protein processing. The coding region runs from base 1 to 3069 and encodes 1022 amino acids. The record is from RefSeq and is a predicted model, not a curated record. Lineage: Eukaryota; Fungi; Ascomycota; Eurotiomycetes; Chaetothyriales; Herpotrichiellaceae. Gene Ontology annotation, molecular function: metal ion binding.